GUAACAGUCGCCCCCACCACCGAAAGUUAUAUCGCAUACACGUUUUGUCAGGUUAGAAACCAGGCGGGAGCCGCCCCGCAAUCAGAAUAUCGACAUCUACAACCUCCAAAAUGGCGUCAGGGGCUGGCGGAGGGCUGUUCAGCCGUAAGGAUUCGGGCAAUGUGCCCACAAUGAGAGGCCUUGUGUCCUUCAUUGCCGACUUGAGAAACGCAAGGGCUCGAGAAUUGGAGGAGAAGAGAAUCAAUAAGGAAUUGGCGAACAUUCGACAAAAAUUCCGCGAUGGAGGAUUGAAUGGAUAUUCGAGAAAGAAAUACGUUUGCAAGCUUCUGUAUAUAUACAUUCUCGGCUGGAACGUCGAUUUCGGACAUCUCGAAGCUGUUAAUCUCAUCUCAGCCACCAAAUACUCGGAGAAGCAGAUCGGUUAUCUUGCCGUCACAUUGUUUUUGCAUGAAGAGCACGAGCUCCUGCACCUGGUUGUGAACAGUAUUCGCAAGGACCUGCUGGAUCACAAUGAACUCAAUAACUGCCUUGCGCUACACGCCAUCGCCAAUGUGGGUGGCAAAGAGAUGGGAGAGGCUAUUAGCGGAGAUGUGCAUCGACUCUUGAUAUCCCCGGCAUCCAAAGCCUUUGUCAAGAAGAAAGCAGCAUUGACGCUCCUCCGCCUAUACCGGAAGUACCCUGGCAUUGUUCAGAAUGAAUGGGCUGAGCGAAUUAUUUCGUUGAUGGAUGAUCCGGAUAUGGGUGUCGCAUUGUCGGUGACGUCCCUCGUCAUGGCACUCGUCCAAGAUAACCAGGAGCAAUACAAAGGCAGCUAUGUCAAGGCCGCAAACAGACUCAAAAGGAUAGUCGUCGAUGCCGAAUGCUCCGAAGGCUACUUCUACUACAAAGUUCCGUGCCCCUGGAUGCAAGUGAAGCUUCUGAGGCUACUUCAAUACUAUCCUCCACCUGAGGAUUCGCAUAUCCGAAAACUCAUCCGCGAGGCACUGCAGAAGAUUAUGGAUUCUGCGAUGGAUAUUCCGAAGAAUGUGCAGCAAAAUAAUGCACAAAACGCAGUGUUGUUCGAAGCCAUCAACCUUGUCAUUCAUCUCGACACAGAACAGGAUCUCAUGGUUCAGAUAUCGACGCGCCUGGGAAAAUACAUCGCAUCCCGCGAAACGAACGUUCGAUAUCUCGGCCUAGAGGCAAUGACGCAUCUUGCAGCUCGUUCAGAAACAUUGGAUCCUAUCAAGAAGCACCAGAGCAUUAUCAUUGGCUCCUUGAGGGAUCGAGACAUUAGUGUGAGAAGACAGGGUCUUGAUCUUCUUUACAGCAUGUGUGAUCCUACGAAUGCUCAAGCUAUUGUCAACGAAUUGCUGAGGUACCUCCAAUCCGCCGAUUAUGCGAUCCGGGAAGAGAUGGUACUCAAGAUUGCCAUUCUCACCGAGAAGUAUGCGACUGACGUCCAAUGGUAUGUCGACAUAUCGCUGCGGCUCAUUGCCAUGGCAGGCGACCACGUCAGUGAUGAAGUCUGGCAACGAGUUAUCCAAAUUGUAACGAACAACGAGGAGCUACAAGUAUAUGCCGCCCAGAACAUCCUUCAAUACGUUAAGAACGACUGUCACGAAACGCUUGUGAAGAUUGGAGGAUAUCUACUUGGAGAAUUCGGACAUCUGAUCGCCGAUAGUAAAGGCUGCUCGCCAAUCGAGCAGUACAUGGCUCUCAACGGCAAGAUGCGAGGCUGUUCGUCAACAACGCGAGCUAUCAUUCUGUCGUCCUUUAUCAAGUUUGUGAAUCUGUUCCCAGAAAUCAAACCGCAACUACUACAGACCUUCCGCGCAUACAGCCACUCCCUGGAUCCCGAAUUACAACAAAGAGCGUGCGAGUAUCUGGCUCUCGCCACACAGCCGACCGACGAUUUGUUAAGGGGUGUUUGCGACGAGAUGCCGCCUUUCCCGGAAAGAGCGUCUGCCCUGCUUUCUAGACUUCACCAGAAGCAUGCCACCACAAGUGACAAGCGAACCUGGAUCGUCGGAGGCCGCGAUGCUAACACCGAAGAGUUGGGCUUGGCACGCCAGGCAACUGGCCUGAAACGAAGUUUCACGAAUGCUGGCACUGGCCAUUCGCCAGCCUCGCCAACUGGCACCAAGGGUACGAAUGGUACAACAUCAAUAGCCAACGAUCUUGCUGGAUUGGACUUGAGCAUCGAUACAAACAAGGUUCUGAAGGCCCCCAAUCUUGCCAGUGCUGCUCACUUGAGUCCAGACUGGGAGACUGGCUACCAACGUCUUCUGCUCAGGGCUGAGGGCAUCCUAUAUGAAGAUGCGCAAAUUCAGAUUGGUCUACGGACCGAAUACAGAGGACAACUGGGUUGUGUGAUCUUCUACUUCAGCAAUCGGUCCUCUUUCCCCAUGGGCUCGUUUACGACUACUCUUGACAACCAAUCUGCCGAGACUCUGAAGUCUGAUAUCAAGGGCUUGCCUGAUACAUCCAUCCCUCCUGAAGGCCAGACAACUCAGACGAUUAUGUUUGAAGCUAAGAACAUAUUCACGGUACCUCCCACAGUCCGUAUCUCUUACCUCGCUGGUGCCCUCCAGGCUCUUACUCUCCAACUGCCUGUUGUCCUCCACAAGUACAUGGAUUCUGCUGAGCUCAGUGCCGAGGAUUUCUUCAAGCGCUGGAAGCAGAUUGGCGGUGAACCUCGCGAGGCUCAAGCCAUUUUCGGCCUUGUAGAUAGGAACCGAACCAUGAACAUGGAGUAUGUGCGAAGAGUGGUCAAAGGCUUCAAAUGGGGUAUCUUGGAUGGUGUCGAUCCUAACGGAAAGAACAUUGUCGGAGCUACGGUGUUGCACACAAGCGAGGGCGGCAAGUUCGGGUGUCUGCUGAGAUUAGAACCCAACUUCGAUACACAGAUGUUCCGAAUCACUGUUCGCGCCACUGACGAAGCUGUACCGCCUGUGCUUGUCAAAGCGAUGGAGGAGCGGCUGUCUCAGGGCAUCGAAGGUUUCGUGGAGUAAACAUAUAUCAAUAACUUUGCAGACAUUGUCGGGCAGCAUUUUGGCUGACAAUAUAUUACUACGCCCUAUUGUAAUUCGGUGGAACCUUGGUUGGAGUCGGAGAGGGAAGAAGCGGAAGUGUCAUUGUUAUCCUAGUGUGGAGU
Aaosphaeria arxii CBS 175.79 is the source of this 3136-nucleotide messenger RNA. RefSeq names its product Adaptor protein complex AP-2 alpha subunit. Gene Ontology annotation, cellular component: membrane coat; AP-2 adaptor complex. Lineage: Eukaryota; Fungi; Ascomycota; Dothideomycetes; Pleosporales. Gene Ontology annotation, molecular function: clathrin-cargo adaptor activity. The record is from RefSeq and is a predicted model, not a curated record. Bases 111 to 2993 code for a protein of 960 amino acids. Gene Ontology annotation, biological process: clathrin-dependent endocytosis; intracellular protein transport. The transcript has 5 exons.